GGGGGGGUCAGCCCCACAGCUCUGUGUCCCCCCCCUGCCCCACAACAGUUCCACUACGACCACAACCGGGCCCAGUUCUAUGUGGAGGACGCCAGCACCGCCAGCGCCCUGAAACAAGUGUCCCGAAAGAUCACAGACAGGGAUAACUACAAGGUGGUGAUCAUCAUCAACUCCUCAGCUCCACCUCAGUCCCUGCAGAACGAGCUGAAAGCCGAGGAAAUCGAGCAACUGAAGGUCUGUAUGAGUAAGAGGUACGACGGUUCGCAGCGGGCGUUGGAUCUCAAGGGUCUUCGUGUCGACCCAGAUCUGGUGUCGCAGAACAUCGACGCGGUGCUGAACCAACGCAGCUGCAUGAUGGCGGUGCUGCGCAUCAUCGAGGAGAACAUCCCCGAGCUGCAGUCCCUCAACCUGAGCAGCAACAAGCUGUACCGCCUGGACGACCUGUCGGAGCUGGCACAGAAAGCGGCCGGCCUGAAGAUCCUCGACCUGUCGCGCAACGAGGUGAGAGCAGCGGCUCCACGGCUUCAGUGCUGGGGCUGGAAAAGGAUUCGGAGGUCACCGAGUCCAACCUCAACACCUCACCGCCAUGAAAACGUGGAAGUGAGGUUGGGGAAGUCGUCCAAGGUCACCAAAUCUGACCCAUCCCCACCAUGCAGUCAUGGAGUUGAGGUUGGGGAAGUCCUCCAAGGUCACCAAAUCUGACCCAUCCCC
Messenger RNA from Phasianus colchicus (ring-necked pheasant), 711 nucleotides. NCBI's taxonomy places the organism in Eukaryota, Metazoa, Chordata, Aves, Galliformes, Phasianidae. The record is from RefSeq and is a predicted model, not a curated record.